AUGAUGGUUUUAAUCUAUUUAGUUGUAUUUCAAUAUAUUAGCACACAAUAUGUGAAAAGCGAGAUAGGACACAGUGUGGUUAUGAACAAGUUAGUCAAAGUGAAGCCUGUUGGGGCGAGUGUAGCCAAAAGUUUCGUUCCCCUAACGGAGAUACCCCCUCCGCAUGCGCCCCACUCUGGGAGACGGCACAUGGAGGACUGUAGCCAGAAGCACGAGUAUCGAGAGGCCCACGAAGGGGCUAAUGUCGACAUUUUUGGAGAAUACUAUGACGAACGAGUGGCAAAAACUGUGGCAACUGUUAUCAUACCUAACCAUAUUGACCGUAAGCACUUCGAGGUGACAACACAAGUGCCAUACCUCACUGUGGGACCUAUAGAAGCCAUCGGAUACCAUCCGAGCACCAUGAAGAGUGAGCAUCCCAGUGAAUGUGACAAGAUCUACCAGGACCACCUAGCAGACCUUUACUCUGAUGAAAUGACGGAUUAUUCUGAGGAGUCUCUAGAGAUGGCCAGAAUGCCACUGUUCCGCAAUAGAGUGUUACCACAGUCAUUUGAAGAGAGACUAGAAAACAUGUACAGCGACAUAAAUAUGUAA
Molecule: messenger RNA, 594 nt
Organism: Achroia grisella
Lineage: Eukaryota; Metazoa; Arthropoda; Insecta; Lepidoptera; Pyralidae
Exons: 3
Coding region: 1-594 (197 amino acids)
Source: RefSeq, a predicted model, not a curated record